Acaromyces ingoldii is the source of this 2059-nucleotide messenger RNA. Its product is annotated as camp-binding domain-like protein. The coding region runs from base 148 to 1851 and encodes 567 amino acids. The transcript is spliced from 2 exons. The record is from RefSeq and is a predicted model, not a curated record. Gene Ontology annotation, cellular component: nucleus. Lineage: Eukaryota; Fungi; Basidiomycota; Exobasidiomycetes; Exobasidiales; Cryptobasidiaceae.
GACGCUCGGACGUCGGUCGCAUUCACGGCCGCCUACCUUCCCAACAUCAUCGAGCCAAGCCUCCUCGACCGGCUCAACGCCUUCUUGACCAUACGUUUUCAACCCUUUCAUAGACGCCUGAACAGAGUUCGAGGGCGCAAGACGAUAAUGUCGGCGUUCACAAACGAUUAUUCAGCGAUCCUCAACGAUCUGAACCGCGACGUGCUGCGACAGCGUCCCACCGACAUCCUGCAGUUCUGCGCCGAUUGGUUUCAGACUCGUCUGCGAGACCAUCGACGCGUGCUCAGUCAAGGACAGGAUGCUGCCACAACCACUCCCACAUCUACUUCCUCAGCCUCUCGGCUGCAGAAUGUCAACCCUUUCGGUGCCGUCUCAGCUUCAUCGUCAGCAUCUGUGACGUCGCCUUUUAGCGGUGCAUCGCCCUCUGCUGCUCCACCCGCAUCACUUGCAGCACCCGCUGUCGUCACCUCGAACACUCACCAGCAGCAGCAGCGCGAUAGUAUCUCUUCAAGCAGCACUUCGUCGGACCCUGACGCAUUCAUCCCUCCUCCUGCCUUCAAUCUCGGCCGCAGAGAGAGCGUCAGCGCUGAGUCCUUGGCACCUUCGCUCGGCCCGUCUUCGCAUGAUGCAGAUGGAAAGCUUCUGCCGAAGACUGUGAUUCCAAAGACGGAUUCUCAAAAGGCGCGCAUCAAGGCAAGCAUUGGGAGCAACCUUCUAUUCAGGCAGCUCGACGAGCAGCAGUCCAAUGAUGUGCUCCUGGCAAUGAAGGAGGUCAAGGUGGACAAGGAUCACAUAGUUAUCCGUCAAGGUGAUCAAGGUGACUUUUUCUAUGUCGUUGAGAGUGGGACAUUGGACGUGCACAUCGACCCCAAGCUUUCUUCCUCGUUCAACAACAGUAUUCCGCGUGGCGGUCUGGCUGGAAGAGGCAGCGUCGGCAGCACGACCUCCAGUGACUCUACCCUCGGCGAAGAUCUGGGCCAUCAUCCACCAACAACCCAAGGGGGCAGCUCGAUUCCGCAUGGCCAAACCGCCGUCUCAUUUUUGGGAGAGUACAAGUCGUCUUAUGGACCGUCGAGUGCGUUUGGAGAGCUUGCCCUCCUCUACCUGCAGCCUCGCGCGGCGAGCAUCGUCAGCACUUCUCCCUGCGUCCUGUGGGCUGUCGAUCGAGUAACGUUCCGGUCGAUCUUGACAGAGACAAAUGGAAGAAAGCGGUGGACAUUGGAGAAAUUUCUGCGCAAGGUCUCACUCUUCGACACGCUCGACUCGAGCAGGAUCGCCAAGCUGGCCGACGCGCUGCACAUUCGCGAGUACAAGGUCGGCGAUCGAAUCAUCACCCAGGGCGAGCCGGGCCGGGAAUUCUUUAUCGUCCUCAGCGGCGAGCUGAUGGUGCAAAGGCGCCGCGCAGAGGGCGAAGAAGAGGUCCAAGUAGGCCACGUUAUCGCCGGAGAGUACUUUGGCGAAUUGGCCCUUCUCAAUAAUGCUCCCCGAGCCGCCUCGGUCGUGGCUGCCAAAGCCGGUCCCCCGCUCUCCUACAGCACCUCUUCAGGUGACGCACACGACGAGAGGAAUAAUAAGAUUCAGCUGGCCAUCCUCUCAGAAGAGGCUUUUAGGCGCUUGGUGGGCUCCCUCACGUCGACGAUGGAGCGCCACGCGGAGGAGCACUACUAUCACGGUGGUUCUGCAGGCGCUGGCGCCACUGUGGCGGCGGCAGCAUCCCCUCUUCCCUCGUCUGCUGUUGAUGUGCAAUGGGCGCCUCACGAUGUCAGUGCACCCUCCGAUCCAAGAGGCCCAGGCGCUGGCACCUGGGUUGGCGGUCUUGGUGCAUCGCCUUUCGGUGCUGGAGGAGCAUGACUAGCCGGCGACGAAGCCCGAGAGGAAGACAAGAUGCUUGUCGAUGAAGACAUUGAGUCCCCUCCUCGCCGCCACAAGAAACCUCGUUCCGAAGCGUGAACAGUCUCUCUUUCUGUUCAGCACUUCUUGCCCUAGUCACCUUCUUUCCAGCCUCCUUUUGUUCACCGUAGUGUUCGUCUUUGCUCGGAAUUCAGGGGUUCUUUUUCGC